AUGUCGACGUCCCUCUUCUGCCGCGCCGCUCUCACCGCCGCUCCAAGCGCUCGUGGCGGUGUCCGUCGUCUCCCGGGGCGCAGGGCACCGGGUGCUGGCAUCCGUGGAGUCGGCUUCACCUUGUCGAUGAUGGCACCACCACCCAAGCCCAAGGUCACCAUGCUGGCGUGCGCCAAGAGGCCCAGGAAGGCUACCGACCCUUGGGAUAGCGACUACAAAGGAGAUCAGGAUAAGAUUGACAAGUUUUAUGCUGAGCUCUCUAAGGAAAUCGAGUAUUUUCGCAGCUACGGAGAUGAGGAUGAUGAGUUUGACAAGUAUUAUGCUGCUCUCUGUAAGCAAUCUGAGGAGGCUAUGACUGGUAAAUUCAUUGAUGUUAUUCCUCUUAUGCCGGUUCUUUCCGAGGAGGAGAGGGCAGUGCAGAACAAGGUCAAGGAUAUCGCCGAGAGGUGCAUGGACCUCCAGGCUGAUGCCAUGCGCCGCCUCCGCCCGGAACAAAGGCACCCACUCUACCUGCUGUUCCGGACUGUGCAUCUCGCAUUUACGUCCGUGAAAGUCAGAGCCAUGGAGGGGCAUGCCAACUGCGGGGUAUCAUCGCUUCUCAUCGUCGACAAGUUGGAUGUGGUGCGCAAGAUGGUCUCCAGCGCCUGCAGCGCCCCUCUCCCUCUCGACAGGGACAAGCAGGAGCUCUCCCUGCUUCCUCCCCUUGUCCAGGAGGCGAUCGGCGGCCUUGUUGGCGCCGACGACAGCAAAGACCAGGAGGUGACGUUCGCAUUGAUCGAGUACACCUACAACACUGUCAAGUCUGACAUUGACAAGAUGAUCACCGCCAGUGCCACAAGUACCUCUUAG
Miscanthus lutarioriparius is the source of this 849-nucleotide messenger RNA. NCBI's taxonomy places the organism in Eukaryota, Viridiplantae, Streptophyta, Magnoliopsida, Poales, Poaceae. The record is from the annotation of a GenBank genome assembly.